CCCGCAGCCGGGCGCCCCCGCUCCGCCGCAGCCGCCGCCGCCGGCGGGGAGCCACCGCAGCCCCGAUGGCCAAGCAGCCCCCUGAGGUGAAAACUCAACGCGACGGCGAAGGCGGGCGGCUGCCGCCGGCGGAGGGGCCGGGCCCGGCCGCGCAGCUGCGUCCCGGCGCUCCCGCCGCCCUGCCCGGCUCCUCCGCCGCCGCCACGGCGGGGCCUCCGCCGCGGGGCCCGCCCGCCAGCCCCGGCCCCUUCGCCACCCGCUCGCCCCUCUUCAUCUUCGUGCGGAGGUCGCCGCUGCUGUCGCGCUCCUCCAGCGGCUACUUCUCCUUCGACGCCGAGCGCAGCCCCGCGCCCCUCAGCUGCGACAAGGCCACGCAGACCCCCAGCCCGCCCUGCCAGGCCCUCAGCCACUGCCUUAGCGCCAUGGCUUCCCGGUGGCAGUCUCACUCCCUAGCAGAAGAUGUACAGCCUGAAAUCUGGAUUGCACAGGAGCUGCGGCGCAUCGGAGACGAGUUCAAUGCCUCCUAUUGUCCAAGAAGGGGUUUCUUGGAUCACCAGGCGGGAAACCCCCAGGUCGUCAUUCUGCGCCUCCUGCGUUACAUCAUCCGCCUCAUCUGGAGGAUGCAGUGAGUGCUGGGCGCAUCCCGAGGCACUGGGACUUGGCCACUCCUUGGGAAAGCCCCGGGAAGGUGGAUGGAUGGAUGGAUGGAUGGACGCGGGGCUCCCAGCUUGCCCCUCCCCUGUUGGAUGAAGCUGGACAUCCCACACCAACCUGCUGGGACUCCCCGAUGCAGGAUUUGAUCCGAGAGUGGUGUUUACUGCAUUUCUCUUAACUCUUUUAGUUAUGUUUUAUUUUUCCAAAAGAGUCUCAGAGAAAAUACUCAACGGCGAUGGAAUUACUACGGUUUGUUUUUUUUUUUGGUCAUCAUUUCGGGAAACCUGUCGGCUUGCCUGGGAUAAACCCUGCAGUGGGAAAAUAGGAAAACCUGAGCCAGCUGAGGGGCAGAGCCACCUGAGCUUGCCUGGCAGGACCUUUUCAUCGCGGAGACUCGCCAGCCCUCGCCUCUCCCUUCGCCUCUGGGGCGUUUGCCCACCAAAAAGGAUGGCAAUGAUGGCAGAGGGGUUUAAAUCAGCACUUCUUUUGCCUGUAAAUACCUAAUGCUACCCACAAAUCCACCUUCAUUUGCGUCAUGCAAAUAGCCUAUUACCUGCUGACUGAUUAUUUUUUUAUAUUUUUGGUUUGUUUUGUUUUAGACUCUGCAUUUCCAGACUUAACUGUUGUCAGACUCCCAGGGUCCAAAAUAUCACAACCAACCAAACAACAACAACAAAAACAAACAAUCCACCAGGUUGCCUUUUUUUAAGAAAUUAUUUCUAUAAAACGUGUGAAAACGCUUACGUAUUGUAUAAUAUUAUAUAUAAUAUAUAAUGUUGGUGACUGAGUAGUUCAGCAAUAAGACUUCCUCAGAGGCAGGUAAAUCCCUUUUCCAGCACAGCGCAGCUUUGCACCCAGAGACAACAGCUCCUGCUGCCAGAUUUCAGGAACUGCUGUUGAACCCAGGAGGGGUUUUUAAAGUGCUGGAUUUUUAAAUGGUUUUUUGUUGUGUUUUUUUUUUUUUUUUUCUGGGAUCCUCUCUGUGUUCAGACGAGGACAGCCUGGAGCAGGGGGAUGAGCAGGAUGGGACCAGCAGCGUGAAGCCUCUGGAUGCUGGCGCGCAGGGAUGCUGCUGGAAGAGGUGAUGCCGACUGGGUAUGGAUCCACCCAAGGACUUGCCUGGCAUCCACUCCCCACCAACUGCCACCUCUCCUCCUAAACUGCCUUCCUUCCCUUGGGAAAACCCAACUGGGUGCUGGAUGCCAUCCCAGGGCAUCUCCCCAUCCACCUGGAGACCUUGCCGGAGUAGCCCCAAGGGCUCGUUGGAAGGAGAAGGUCUGUCAUCUCUGAUUCCCUUGUGGUCAUCCAGCUGCUCUGGCCACCCCUGUAUCUAUGCACAAACGCGUCUCCUCCUUCUGCUACUGGAGCUUCCCUUGUUCCAGACGCCAUGGGUUUGUUGCUGAUUUCACGAGCACCACAGGAAGAAAAAAGAGGAGGGGAUGGGGGGGAAGAGAUAUAACCAAACCCAAGCCCACCGUAGCAGUUUUUCCUGCAGUAGGUAUGCAGGGAGAGGCUGUUGAGUGCCAUGGAUGAUUAGGGUUUUUAACAAUGGACAAACUACAACCUGACCUCUAUGCACUGGCUGCCUGUGCCUACCAGGGAGGCAAGGGUAGAGAGGGCUGCCAGCCUCCUACUGCACUCUUCUGGUGGGCUGCAGAGCCAUUUUUAACUUUUGUUUUAAAUUUUUCCAUCUCUUUUUACUGUUUUUCUCAGACCUGCAAGAUGGGCAUUGGUUCCAGCAGUUGGCCUCAGCUGCAGGAGCAGGGGAUGGUUUGGAAAAAAGGUGUUUUGGAGAGGGGGCAGGAGGAACUUCUGUCCUGGUGGAGAGCCAGAGGUUAAAAUACCUGGUGUGCUUGGUUGGGGCAGGUUCCUGCUCCUUGUCCCCUUGGCUUUGGCUCACCAUAGCCUCAGGUUUCCCAUGGGAACCUUACAUGGACUUGAUAAAACUCAAAGGAAAAAAUAAAAUAAAAAAUAUAUAUAAACUUGGUAGCAGAGGGGGAAACUCAAUGAGUUUGCUUUUCUUUUUUUCUUUUUUUUUUACCCUUCCCUGGUUGAGUUUCAUCCGUGGUGGGUGGAUGAAAUGGAGCUUUUGGGUCUCACAGCACCACGCCACCAGAAUGUGUCCCUUGGAGUACACCAAAGAAAUGCCGAGCACUUUACCCCGUCCUCCCCGCUGGGCCGUGCCAGCCAGCCAUGGAGACAAAAAUUAUAUGAAUUUUAAGAGGAAAAAUAAAAAGAGGUAUUGGCACCAUCUGCCUGGGACUUCUCCACAGGAGGUGUUCCUGGCUGAAAGGUAGGCAUAGGAAAAUUAGCUCCCAAAACCCCCCAAAUUGACCCCUGUAGAGCUGUGAGUAGGGGAGAAAAAGAAGCCCCAAAAAUCUCCAAGCAAAAGAAUGAUGGUUUUAAAUAGGGAUGAUGCUCAUUUUAGCCUGUUGGCUGACUGUUCUGGGUCAUAUUUUAAGCCUAACCUGUGGUCUCUGUUCUGCCAAAAGGAUGUGAUGAAGCGUUUUCCUUGGUUGCAGGGAAACCUGAUUUAUUCCUGGGCGAUAUCACAAGACGUGUUACGGCUUCUCUUUUCCAUAACUGUAAAUACCCGAAUAUUUAUUAGAAUAGGGCACCAUAUUAUUUUCAUCAUCUGAGCCAAAUAUCUGCGUGCAAUGUAUUUCCUUUCCUUUCUAUCAUGUAAGUUUUGUACAGCUUAUAAAUAAGUAAAAAAAAAAAAGAAAAAAGAAAAAAAUCACUUUUUUCCUAAACUUUUUUAGAGUUGAACUUGGUAAAUAAUGUAGAUCUUUUUUUCCCCCCUCCAGUGUAAUUAAUGCACUCUACUGUUCCAUAAUGCUGUAACUUGUAGAAAUGUUGUAUAUUUAUUUUCCGCUUAUUUAAGUUCCUGUAAAGAUGUUUGGGGUUUUUUUUCCCCUCCUUCUCUCCUCCCUGCCCCUGUAAUAGGUGAUGGAUCACCUCCCAAAGCGCUGUCUUCUCCUGGCGGUGCAACCACCGUGCUUUGGAUAAUGACAUUUAUUAGUGCUUUUUUUUCUCCAAGUGCCUAAGUCCCCACUUCCCAGUAGUGAUUUAGGCACCUCAAAGACUUCAGCAUUAGUGAAAAUCAGUGGGAAUUUGGCUUUUUGCCCACCCCUCUUUUCAAGCUAUGUUUUCCUCCAUCUCAGCCACUUUUUCCCUGGCCCAGCUCAACCAUCAGGUACAUCCACCCCGGUGCACAGGGCUUUGCUGAUGAAUCACAAACUCCUUUCACAGGACCCAGCAUAUGUAGCAUUUUUACUGCAAUUUCCCUGGCUUCCUUGUGUUUUGCACUGAUGAAUUUUGGACAGGGUAAUUGCCACUUUACUUGUGCAAUACUGCUGUAAAUAAUUGCAGAUCUUUUUGUUGUUGUUGUUCUUUCGUUUGUUUUUGUUUUGUUUUCAAAAUGCAAUCUUUUAUGUUCUUAAUAUGAGUUUUAUAUGAAUAAAAACUUUCAACUAUU
Messenger RNA from Apus apus (common swift), 4132 nucleotides. RefSeq names its product BCL2 like 11 (gene BCL2L11). Gene Ontology annotation, biological process: meiosis I. The transcript is spliced from 4 exons. NCBI's taxonomy places the organism in Eukaryota, Metazoa, Chordata, Aves, Apodiformes, Apodidae. The record is from RefSeq and is a predicted model, not a curated record. The coding region runs from base 66 to 629 and encodes 187 amino acids.